Molecule: messenger RNA, 683 nt
Organism: Aureobasidium pullulans EXF-150
Lineage: Eukaryota; Fungi; Ascomycota; Dothideomycetes; Dothideales; Saccotheciaceae
Exons: 4
Coding region: 27-254 (75 amino acids)
Cellular component (GO): mitochondrion
Source: RefSeq, a predicted model, not a curated record
AAAUCACAGCUACACAUCAAUCCAAGAUGGCUGGCGGUGGUCACAACAGUCUCGCCUUUGAUCCGGCGCUGGUCAAGUACAACCAGAUGUCCGUGGAUCGUUACAAGCACUUCAAGUGGACUCCCCGUACUGCCUGGCUCUCGAUCAUCUUCGCUGUCGCUAUCCCUAGCUCGCUUUACUACGUCGCAAACAAGACCGAUGGCAAGUACGAGUUCCGCGGCAAGAGAAGAGGAGACACCAUGAAGGAGUUCUAAGCUCAAUGACGAAUGCGAGGUCAUGAACAAAUGCGACGUUAAAGUUGGGGAAGAUACAACAAUUAUACCACCAUGUCAAUACCAACCCACAAGAACUACUCCAUCCCUUGGUGCCGGCCAUCAUGACUUGAAUCGUUCAUGCAGGAGCAGGCAGUCUCUUCAACAUCUUAUGCAACUACUCGUGUGCACGCCGGAAGAGACUCGGGUUGUACUCUGAAACCGUGAUGGCUGUGUGAACCUUGUGCCUGAUGUUCUUUUUUUCAACAUGUCAAGAUUGACGGCUGGUCGGCCUAAUCGUUCUCGAGUCAAAGUUUUGUAGCCGCAUAGGACUCGCUCAACCUCGUGAAAGCCGCAAAGUAUCUCGCUGUUGGACUGUAGAUACGAAAUGCAGUACACAAGAAUAGUAAUGACCACCUCUGCACGCGAGAG